AUCCACAUCUAUGCAUCUGUCGAUUCUGUCGUCUAUCUGUCAUUUUAGGUUAUAUUUUGGAAGCGACGUAAUAAAAAUAGCAACAAUGACUUUAUUUCGAAUAAAAUCCGCUCCAUUUGUGUUAAUUGAAGACGAUCUUACAAAAAAUAUUUUACCCUUAUUGAUUGAACUUAUCAAAGACGAAAAGGAUCAUGUUAAUUUAUUUUGUUAUGAGCAGCCUAGUACCCUCUGGAGGAAUGUUUUAAAACAUCAUUCCAAUAUCAACUAUCAUGAUGAAUUUAAUAGCGAUUUGUCCAAAAAAAGUGCAAAGUGUUCAGUAAUUAUAGACUCUGUUAACCAAAUGGCUCUUAACAUGGGUUGGCAUGAAAGUUUAAAAUGUUUAAAAAGACUACAGAGUGAUCCAAAUGUAAACAGGCUUAUCUUAGUGUUACACAGGGACUGUAUGUUACACACGGCCAAGCUACAAUCUCAUUUACAUCAUAUGGUUAAUGCAAUAAUAUCAUACGACAACACAAAUCCACAAAAAGUAUGGGUUAAAUUGAAAAAGGGUAGUAAGGUACUAAAAAGCGAAGAACUAAUUACAUAUGACAAUAUGAGCUCAAGUUUGAGGUUCACCCCUGUCAUAAAAGAACAGAAGAAAGAGGAGGAGACACCAAAACUGUUACCAGGAAAUCUAACUACCUUCAAGAUUGAAGUAGACCAGUCUGAAAAGAUUCACAAGGAUAACUUGAAACUUCCUUAUAUGAGUAAGAUACACGAAGGCGAGAGCAAAGUUUACUAUGAACCUGAUGCUGUUGAUGAUUGGGAUGAAGAAGACCCAGAUGAAGACCUUGAUAUAUAAAUAAAAUUUUACUCAUAA
Trichoplusia ni (cabbage looper) is the source of this 859-nucleotide messenger RNA. It is a transcript of the gene Elp5, whose product is annotated as elongator complex protein 5. Lineage: Eukaryota; Metazoa; Arthropoda; Insecta; Lepidoptera; Noctuidae. The coding region runs from base 11 to 841 and encodes 276 amino acids. Gene Ontology annotation, cellular component: nucleus; elongator holoenzyme complex; cytosol. Gene Ontology annotation, biological process: tRNA wobble uridine modification. Gene Ontology annotation, molecular function: tRNA binding. The record is from RefSeq and is a predicted model, not a curated record. The transcript has a single exon.